Messenger RNA from Nematostella vectensis (starlet sea anemone), 1416 nucleotides. RefSeq names its product enoyl-CoA delta isomerase 1, peroxisomal. The record is from RefSeq and is a predicted model, not a curated record. The coding region runs from base 47 to 760 and encodes 237 amino acids. The transcript has 4 exons. Lineage: Eukaryota; Metazoa; Cnidaria; Anthozoa; Actiniaria; Edwardsiidae. Gene Ontology annotation, cellular component: peroxisome. Gene Ontology annotation, molecular function: delta(3)-delta(2)-enoyl-CoA isomerase activity; enoyl-CoA hydratase activity. Gene Ontology annotation, biological process: fatty acid beta-oxidation.
GGGUCAACACAGGGAGCCAGUCAAAUAUGACACAAGUAAUAGAAAGAUGGAGGAUGAUAUGAGAUCUCGUAUUUUUGCUGAAUUUGUGGAAGACUAUGCUAUUUUACGAAUGAAUAAUGGAGAGAAUAGAUUCACUAUUGAGUCAGUUAACAGACUAAAUGAAGUUCUAGACGAGAUUAUAAGCAAUCAACGAGUCAAGUUUCUUAUAACCGUGGGUUCUGGGAAGUAUUUCUCGAAUGGGUUCGUUAUCGAGAGAUUGUUGUCCGAAUCUGUGGAGGACAACAAAGUUGUACCUGAACAUCAUCGCCUCCUGAUGAAACUGCUGACAUUUCCUUUACCUACUAUAGCUGCUAUCAACGGUCAUGCAUAUGCUGGUGGCGCCUUGCUAGCCCUUGCUCAUGACUAUCGAAUCAUGCAGACCUCAAGAGGAUGGUUCUGUUUGCCAGAGAUCAGAUUAAGGUUGUUCUUUUUGGCUGGAUACAGGGCAUUUCUUAGAGCAAAAAUGCCAAGUCCCAGAGUAGCCCUAGAUUCCAUCAUAAUGGGGAAGAAGUUCACAGCUGAACAAGCAUUUGAAGUAGGACUAGUGGAAGGAAUGUGUACCCCUGAUAAACUUCUUUCUACCGCUAUACAAUAUGGGCGAAACAUGGUGGAGGGAGAGAAUUAUGACAGAGACCAUAUGCAACAGAUGAAAGCCAAUCUUUAUGAGCAUGUUAUCAAGGCAGUUAAUGAGACAAUAGGUAGUUUUACCGCAAAACUUUAGGACUUCUUUCUACUGCUAUACAAUAUGGAAGAAACUAGUGGAAAGAGAAUUAGGAGAUUAAUUAGGAGAGAAUUAUAAAGAAAGCAUAUGCAACAAAUAAGAGUCUGUCAUGUUUUCAAGGUUGUUAAUAAGAUGCUAAAGGUAGUUUUACAGCUAAAUUUUAGAACUGAGUGAUAUUAGGGAGCGGUCAUUAAUUACUGUGGGGGCUGGGCCGGCAAUUUUGCAAAACCCUGGCUCUAAAUUUGUGCACCUCCCCCCCCCUCCCCCCUCAAAUCCAACCCAAAAAAUCGUGACCCCCCCUAGACCGGACGCCCAAAAAUUUGCAACCCCCCCCCCCCCCCAACUACCACCACCACCACCUCCACAUUUUUAUAUUCAGUAAAACCACAGAGACUUAAUAUACAUACUGAGUUUAGCUGAAUAUAACCUUUACUUAAAUAUAGAUCAGAUAUUUAAUUUAGGUAUGAACCUUCACUUUUGCUAGUUUAAGAGUGGCACAGAGAUAAACAACAAAUACUGGUGUUGCUAGACAAUUUUAACAAAGACAUUUGAGUCUAGGUUUUUAAAGACAAGAUUGGUACCUGAACACUAUGGAACUAGAUAUACAAUAGUAGGAAACAUUGUGAAGUAAAUAAACUUUUCAUUUCAACAAUGAA